This is a messenger RNA of Anolis carolinensis (green anole), 1087 nucleotides long. It is a transcript of the gene yeats4, whose product is annotated as YEATS domain containing 4. The coding region runs from base 166 to 849 and encodes 227 amino acids. Gene Ontology annotation, biological process: regulation of DNA-templated transcription. NCBI's taxonomy places the organism in Eukaryota, Metazoa, Chordata, Lepidosauria, Squamata, Anolidae. The transcript is spliced from 7 exons. The record is from RefSeq and is a predicted model, not a curated record.
AGCAGUUGUGGGCGAGGGGGCCUGGUGGGCGGCUGAGAGGAGAGGCGCGCGGAGGGCGGGAAAGGCGGCUCGCGGAGGGGCCCCUGGGGCGGAUGGGGACGCCUUUGCCUUAGCGCGGCCUGGCUGCUCUCGAGCGGCGCGAGGAGCCUUGGCUUCCGGUACAAUAUGUUCAAGAGAAUGGCCGAGUUCGGGCCUGACUCGGGAGGAAGAGUAAAGGGUGUGACUAUUGUGAAACCUAUAGUUUAUGGGAAUGUGGCACGCUAUUUUGGAAAGAAACGAGAAGAAGAUGGACACACACAUCAGUGGACAGUGUAUGUUAAACCUUACAGAAAUGAGGAUAUGUCUGCCUAUGUAAAGAAAAUCCAGUUUAAGUUGCAUGAAAGCUAUGGUAAUCCACUGAGAGUUGUAACGAAGCCACCAUAUGAAAUCACUGAAACAGGCUGGGGUGAAUUUGAAAUCAUCAUCAAGAUAUUUUUUAUCGAUCCUAAUGAAAGACCUGUGACCCUGUAUCAUCUGUUGAAGCUGUUUCAAUCUGAUACUAAUGCAAUCUUGGGGAAGAAAACAGUAGUUUCUGAAUUUUAUGAUGAGAUGAUUUUUCAGGAUCCUACUGCUAUGAUGCAGCAGCUCUUGACCACUUCUCGUCAGUUAACACUUGGUGCUUAUAAGCAUGAAACAGAGUUUGCCAAUGUCGAGGUCAAAACCCGAGAGAAGUUGGAAGCUGCCAAGAAGAAAACGAGUUUUGAGAUUGCCGAACUGAAAGAAAGAUUAAAAGCAAGUCGCGAAACUAUCAACUGCUUGAAAAACGAAAUCAGGAAACUAGAGGAUGAUGAUCAGUCCAAAGAGAUAUAGCUCAUAUCUUUUUUUUAAAGGGACUAAAAAUAAGCCUUCUGGUAAUUAAAUUAUUAACGCUUUCUCCAGGGUUUAAUAGUGAUUAUGGCAUAUAAGAAGAUUCUAGAGGCAGGAGGGUGAGAUAUUAGUAUAUGUUUUUGUGUGUUUGUGUGUGUGUAAGAGAGAAAGAGGUUCAUCAUGGAACAUUUCACUAUUAAAUGUUUUUAAAAUAAAGAAUAUUUUCAUGGUUGAAAUAAAA